This is a messenger RNA of Protopolystoma xenopodis, 363 nucleotides long. Lineage: Eukaryota; Metazoa; Platyhelminthes; Monogenea; Polystomatidea; Polystomatidae. The record is from the annotation of a GenBank genome assembly.
AUGGAAGAAUCUAAUAUGCACGAGAUACCAGCCGUUGACUCUGAGCGUACCCAUCAAGACUCCACAGCGAAGAUACCAGGUUUCGCCUCCGCCAGUGGAGGCACUUUUAAUAACGUACAUAUUGAGCAAGCACCCGUUACAUCACCUACUGUCAGCGCCGCAUCGAUCUAUCACUCAACGUCUCCUGGCGUUCAUCCGAACCUCAAUUUAGCUCAAUCCUCUACUUCUAUAGGCUCGCCAUCCGAGGCCAUGAUUGGGAUAGGGCCCCAUCAAGCCGAGUUAAUGAUGGCGCCAAGAAAGAUAUCUGGACCGACAGACAAAACUGGACAAUCCGGCUUUGGCUCUUCUACCGAGCCUGUCUAA